This is a messenger RNA of Balaenoptera ricei (Rice's whale), 1586 nucleotides long. Its product is annotated as SWI/SNF-related matrix-associated actin-dependent regulator of chromatin subfamily D member 1-like. NCBI's taxonomy places the organism in Eukaryota, Metazoa, Chordata, Mammalia, Artiodactyla, Balaenopteridae. Gene Ontology annotation, cellular component: nucleus; SWI/SNF complex. Gene Ontology annotation, biological process: regulation of transcription by RNA polymerase II. The record is from RefSeq and is a predicted model, not a curated record.
AUGACGGCCGGGGCAGGUUUCCAGUCUGUGGCUCCGAGCAGCAGCGCUGGAGCCUCAGGAGGGGUGGGCGCGGCGGCUGCCCUGGGCCCAGGUGGGACUCCGGGGCCUCCGGUGCGAAUGGGCCCGGCGCCGGGUCAAGGGCUGUACCGCUUCCCGAUGCGCGGAUCCCCGAUGCGCGGAGCGGCCCAUCCGAGACCAGGUAUGCUACCAGGCAGCCGAACGACACCUCAGGAACCUUCCAUGGGACUCCCUGGCUAUGAGGGGAGCCUUUCAGUCCGACCUGGCCUGGCCCAGUCAGGGAUGGACCAGUCCCGCAGGAGACAUGUUCCUCAGCAGAUCCAGCAGGUCCAGCAGCAGGCAGUCCAGAAUCAGAACCACAGUACAAAGAAAAAGAAGAUGGCUGACAAAAUUCUACCUCAAAGUAUUCGUGAACUGGUACCAGAAUCCCAGGCCUAUAUGGGUCUCUUGGCUUUUGAAAGGAAACUGGACCAGACUAUCACGAGGAAAUGGCUAGAUAUCCAGGAGGCCUCGAAACGUCCCAUCAAGUCAGCCUUGUCCAAAUAUGAUGCCACCAAACAAAAGAGGAAGUUCUCUUCUUUUUUUAAGUCGUUGGUGAUCGAACUGGACAAGGACCUGUUUGGGCCAGACAACCAUCUGGUAGAAUGGUACAGGACCGCCACUACCCAGGAGACAGAUGGCUUCGAAGUGAAGUGGCCAGGAGAUGAGAAUGUACGGUGUACUGUCCUGCUGAUGCUGGAUUACCAGCCUCCUGAGUUUAAAUUAGACCCUCCUCUGGCUCGCCUGCUGGGCUUCCACACCCAGGCCCGUCCAGUGAUCAUUCAAGCACUGUGGCAAUAUAUUAAGACGCAUAAGCUCCAGGACCCACCUGAGCGGGAGUUUGUCAUCCGUGACAAGUACCUCCAGCAGAUCUUUGAGUCUCAACGUAUGAAGUUUCAGAGAUUCCCCCAACGGCUCCAUGCCUUGCUUAUGCCACCAGAGCCCAUCAUCAUUAAUCAUAUCAUUAGUGUUGACCCGAAUGAUCAGAAAAAGACAGCUUGUUAUGACAUUGAUGUGGAAGUGGAUGACACCUUGAAGACCCAGAUGAAUUCUUGUCUGCUGUCUACUGCCAGCCAGCAGGAGAUUGCUACUCUAGACAACAAGAUCCAUGAGACAAUAGAAACUAUCAAUCAGCUGAAGACCCAGCGAGAGUUCAUGCUGAGCUUUGCCAGAGACCCUCAGGGUUUCAUCAGUGACUGGCUUCAGUCCCAGCGCCGGGACCUCAAGACCAUGACCAAGGUGGUGGGUAACCCGGAGGAAGAGCGCCGAGCUGAGUUCUACUUCCAGCCUUGGGCACAGGAGGCCAUGUGCCAAUACUUCUACUCCAAGGUGCAGCAGAGACGACAGGAAUUAGAGCAAGUCCUGGGAAUCCGAAAUACAUAGGGCUUCUCCCACAGCCCUGAUUUGGCUGCACCGAUUGCUUUAUUUGGGCCCUGUGCUGCCUGCCUCAUAGCACCUGCCUUGGUCUUGCUUGGGGCCUUCCAGGGGAUGCUGUUGGCUCUAGGACAACACCAGAAUGAAAAGGGUCU